Molecule: messenger RNA, 691 nt
Organism: Radiomyces spectabilis
Lineage: Eukaryota; Fungi; Mucoromycota; Mucoromycetes; Mucorales; Radiomycetaceae
Exons: 1
Coding region: 13-618 (201 amino acids)
Source: RefSeq, a predicted model, not a curated record
CUAUUUUUCAAAAUGUCUCAUAUUCCUGCCGCUGAACAACAACGUACCGCUCAAGGUAUGCGUGACAAUCAAGCCUGGCAACAGACCCCCAGCCAUACUCAGACUACUGGAAAUAACUUUUCAGGAAGCCACACUGGCCAAUACAGUGGUGCUCAAGUCACCAACACAAGCAUUGAUCAGUCGACCGAGGGAACUUCUGCCGACCGAGGCAACGCCACUGGUAGCUUCGAUGGUCCUCAAGUCACCAACAGAACCGUUGAUCAGUCGACCGCGGGAACUUCCGCUGGCCAAACCAACGCCGCUGGUCGUUUCGAUGGUCCUCAAGUCACCAACACCACCGUUGAUCAAUCACAUCAUGGUACUUCCGGUACCAUGGGUGCCGGUACGGGUACCACUACUCGCCCCAGUCAAACCAGUCAGCAGUCUUCUGGUUCCGAUCCUCUUCGUGGAGGCAUCGACAAACAAGCCGGAUAUGAAAAUCAGCCUUCCGGUUACGAUGUGAAGGAGGCCUCGUUUGGUGAUAAGGUUCGCGGAACCGCUGAAGAAUUGGUUGGCAAAUUAACUGGCGAUCAACAAAAGGUCGCUCAAGGUGAAGCGCUUGCCCGCGGCCAACAUUAAAUUCUUUACCGUAUUGUAAAUACGUUGAUCAUUUCAACUACAAAUAAAUUGUAAUUAUUUUUUACUACUGUAA